Messenger RNA from Acanthosepion pharaonis, 789 nucleotides. The record is from the annotation of a GenBank genome assembly. NCBI's taxonomy places the organism in Eukaryota, Metazoa, Mollusca, Cephalopoda, Sepiida, Sepiidae.
AUGACUAUCUAUUUAUCUAUCUCCUGCAAUCUCUUUAUAUCUAUCUAUUCUAUCUAUCUAUCUAUCUAUCUAUCUAUCUAUCUAUCUAUCUAUCUAUCUCAACCUGUUUUCUUUUUUCUUUUUCAACUUUCAGAUUCUUUCUUUCUUUCUUUCUUUCUUUCUUUCUUUCUUUCUUACUUUCUGUCUUUCUUUUCAGCUUUCAGAUUCUUUCUUUCUUUCUUUCCUCCUUCCUUUAUCUUUCUUUCUUUUCAGCUUUCAGAUUCUUUCUUUCUUCUUCUUUCUUUCUUUCUGUUCAGCUUUCAGAUUCUUUCUUUCUUCCUUCCUUCUUUUUUCUUUCUUUCUUUUCAACUUCCAGAUUUUUUCUUUCUUUCUUUUUCUCUUUCUUUCUUUUUAGCUUUUAGAUUCUUUCUUUCUUUUUUUCUUUCUUUCUUUUCAGCUUUCAGAUUCUUUCUUUCCUUCUUCCUUCCUUUCUUUUCAGCUUUCAGAUUCUUUCUUUCUUCCUUCCUUCCUUUUUCUUUCUUUCUUUCUUUCUUUUCAGCUUUCAGAUUCUUUCUUUCUUUUUCUUUCUUUCUUUCCUUCUUUUCAGCUUUCAGAUUCUUUCUGUCCUUCUUCCUUCCUUUUUCUUUCUUUCUUUCUUUUCAGCUUUCAGAUUCUUUCUUUCUUUCUUUCUUCCUUCCUUCCUUCCAUUUUCUUUCUUUCUUUUCAGCUUUCAGAUUCUUUUUUCUCUUUUUCUUUUCUGCUUCCUCUUUUCUUUCUCUUCCCCCCUCUCUUCUAAUUGAUAUUACUUAA